Petromyzon marinus (sea lamprey) is the source of this 6410-nucleotide messenger RNA. It is a transcript of the gene KIF17, whose product is annotated as kinesin family member 17. NCBI's taxonomy places the organism in Eukaryota, Metazoa, Chordata, Hyperoartia, Petromyzontiformes, Petromyzontidae. The record is from RefSeq and is a predicted model, not a curated record. Gene Ontology annotation, molecular function: microtubule binding; microtubule motor activity; ATP binding. Gene Ontology annotation, biological process: microtubule-based movement.
UCAUUUAUGGACGGUCCCUUGCGCCCUUCGCAGGCCCUCUGAGGUCAAAGUGAUGGCCCCGAUUUGCGCGUUUGUUCACCUCGAUACAUUUUCUCUUCCCGUCUCCGCGCGUCCACUCCAAGCGCGUUUAGUCCACUUGCCGACAGCGGGAAAAUUGGUGGCAGGUAAGGUCGCAAAAACACGCGAGUGGCCACUGAUUAAUUUCUACGGGCAAUAAGAGCGGAUUUACUUGAUAACAAUUUUUAUAUUUAUUGGCAAUUAUCACAAGGCCAGAGAGUCUGAAGAACGGCCGUUUGAUGUUUCAGAUCAAAUAACGAAAACAACACAUUCGUAAAUAACAAUGGCCUUCAAGCGGGGGGGGGGGGGAAGUGUUCAAGUGUUCUGUAAUAUAAGCAGGCGACGUUUCAGGCCGGGGCCUCCUCCACGCGUGGGGAUGGGUGACCAAUGAGCGGUGCCGCCUGUCCGCGGUUUGACCAAUGGGCGGUGCCGCCUGUCCGCCGUUUGACCAAUGGGCGGUGCCGCCUGUCCGCUGUUUGACCAAUGGGCGGUGAGCAAGGCGACGGCCGGGGCGGUCGCCUAGCGACGUGACGCCUUCACCCGGCUCAAGGUACUUGCGUUGAGGAACCUGGCGAAUGGGAACGUGUAACGGCGUCACAAUAUCUGAUUAUUAUAUUCCUCUAAAAUGCGGUGUUAUAUAACCGAAAGUUGUUUUUUUUAGCAACGUGAACUGUUAUCGGCAUUGUCGCGAUUGAGCUGCGAUGCCAAAACGGGAACCCGGGCAGCCGCUCGCCGAACAGAAAGCGGAGGCCUUGCGAAGGCUCAUUUAUUUUUAAUGUCACAGUAAAUACAUUGCGUUACGACCACGUGUAACGUAUACUACGAGUGUCACAAUACUCACGUCGGUGUAUGUACAAGGGUGCAAAUUUGUAAACUCGAACGGGGUAGCCGCCUGAAUAUAGAUAAAAACAUUCGGCCAGUCUCUGAUAGCGGAGGCGCGCGAGUAGCGACUCAAACGCGGCCUCGCGAGGCGUGAAGGUUUAAGGGGCGCGUUUGUAAUCAGCGAACGCAAGCGAUUUCGUUUCCCUCCACUCUCAUUUACCCUCGGUGGUGGCGAGGUCCCUCUCGCUCGAGCCUUGCGACACUCACUUGCUGGCCUCUCUUACUAUUACACGACAUCGCAAACCAGUGGUUAAGUCAAUCGCGCGUAAACAAAAGCGGUUGCAUCUCACGCACCGCCUGGGUCACUUUGACACCAACUAUUGACCACUAGCUUCACACGUUAGUCACUCACUUGCUAACCAGUCGCACGCACACACGCACACAUACUAUUCAACUCUCGCGAACAUUAGCAAAAUCGAUCACUCUCACACCACCACCAACCACCACUACCCCCCCACCACCUCCACUGGCUGCCGCAUGCCAUGUCGGCCGAGGCCGUGAAGGUAGUGGUUCGAUGUCGGCCCACGAACGAACGCGAGAAGAACCUGGGCUGUAAGGUGGUCGUGAGUAUGGACACGGCGAGGGGCCAGUGCUUCAUUCAGAAGCCCGGGUCCGGGGACGAACCCAAACAGUUCACCUUCGAUGGCACCUACUUCAUCGAGAGCAGCACGGAGCAAAUCUACAACGACAUCGCCUACCCGCUCGUCGAGGGCGUGGUGGAGGGCUACAAUGGGACGGUGUUUGCGUACGGACAGACGGGCUGUGGAAAGUCUUUUACCAUGCAGGGCGUAUCGGAGCCAUCUGCCCAGCGAGGCGUCAUACCGCGUGCGUUCGAGCAUAUCUUCGAGAGCAUCCAGUGUGCAGAAAACACCAAGUUCCUUUUCCGAGCCUCAUAUCUGGAAAUUUACAAUGAGGAGAUAAGAGAUUUGCUUGGAAAAGACACGAAGCAGAGGCUUGAGCUGAAGGAGCACCCCGAGCGUGGCGUGUACGUGCGCGACCUGUCCAUGCACACGGUGCACAGCGUGGCGGAGUGCGAGCGCAUCAUGCAGGCGGGCUGGAGCAACCGCGCCACGGGCGCCACGCUAAUGAACAAAGACUCGUCGCGAUCGCACUCCAUCUUCAGCAUCCACCUGGAGAUGUGCACCACUGACGAUCAGGGCGAAGACCACAUCCGCGCGGGCAAGCUGAACUUGGUGGACUUGGCGGGCAGCGAGCGCCAGUCCAAGACCGGCGCGCAGGGCGACCGCCUCAAGGAGGCCACGAAGAUCAACCUGUCGCUGUCGGCACUCGGGAACGUCAUCUCGGCCCUCGUGGAUGGGCGCUCCAAACAUGUGCCAUACCGCGACUCCAAGCUCACGCGGCUACUGCAGGACUCCCUGGGCGGCAACACCAAGACGCUGAUGGUGGCGUGCAUCUCUCCUGCCGACAACAACUACGAGGAGUCGCUGAGCACUCUGCGCUAUGCCAACCGCGCCAAGAGCAUCCGCAACCGCCCGCGUGUCAACGAGGACCCCAAGGACGCGAUGCUGCGCGAGUACCGCGAGGAGAUCACCCGCCUCAAGGCCCUGCUCCAGGGACAGAUUGCAGCUCCCGGCCGACCUGCAGAGGUACCAAGAGCAAAGGAGGAAGUCAUUGCAGCUGUCGAUCACCAAGCUGAAAUUGAGAAGGAAAGGCAGAAGAUUCGACAGGAGUACGAGGAGCGGCUGUCGCGCGUGCGGGGAGACUUUGAGGCCCAGCAGCGCUCCAAGGCACGCUUGGAGGAGGCUCUGGACACCCUGCGCGUCUCCUACGAGAAGAAGCUCACCGCCGUGGAGGAGCGCCUCACCGCGGCGGUGGUGGUGCAAGCGGAGGUGAAGCACGAACAGGGGGUGGAGAGGCCAGGCACAGCUGCCCCACGGGCGCUGACGAGCGUGGAGCGGGCGCUGCCCCAAGCACAGAUUCCGGACGUGCGAGCGGCCAGCGCGCAGGUAGCGCGUCACAUCAACAGUGUGAAGAGCGUGGAGGAGCUGAGGGAGGGCACGCAAUCGGAGGCAGAGGCUGCCGAUCAGCCCAGCACCAUUGCCCUGUUGGAGAAGGAGGAGGUGCUGCGCAGGCUGAGCUCGCUCCAGCGCGACGUCGUGGGCGGGGAGCAGGCCAACAACCCCGAGCUGCACGAGCGGCGAAAGGAGCGCCGGCGCCUGGCGGAUGAGCGGCACCGGCGACUCAUGGAGAGUUUGCGCCUGGACCACGAGGCCGACGGCGAAGGGACGGGCGACAGCGACGAGGUGGUGAUGCGCGUCUUUGACUCCAUGAGGGACGAGGCAGAGGAGAAGGAGCGGCAGCUCAACAAGGGCCGCAAGAAGCUGCGAGCCGCGCAGGCGGAUAUCAACGACAUCCAGCAGGAGUUUGAGAGCGAGCGGCGCGACUACCUGGACACUAUCCGGCGGCAGCAGCGUGAGCUGCGGCUGCAGCAGCAACUGCUGGAGCGCGUGGCGCCGUGCCUGCGGCGCGACUGCAACUACGCCAACCUGGAGCGCGUGCGCAGCGAGGCCACGUGGGACGAGGACGCUCAGGCCUGGAGGCUGCCUGAGAUGGUCGUCACGCGCACCUCCCUGCCGCCAGCCGGUGGCAGCGGUGCACAAGCCAAGCCCUCGCGUCGCACCCCGCCGCACGAGAACGGGAACCACCAACACGAGGAUCGGUUCCUAGAGCGGUUGACGCGCGCCGAAGCCGAGGACGUGGCCGGGAACUACUUCAAGCCGCGUCGCGCCUCCCUGCUGCUUAACAAGGAGGCAUCGCGCAGUCUGGGUACAGAGUCGGCUCGCCGCGAUAUAAUACCUGGGCAUGGGCACAGUGCUCCAAGCAUCCCUGUAUCCCCACUCUCUGGGCCACUGGGGCUCUAUCCCCAGCCGGGACCCCUCGAGCCGCCCCCUAGUGCCCGGCCACACCGACUCGGAGCCCUCGAGGGGCCUCUGCCACUCACCGCCCAGCGAGGGAAGAAGAAACGGAACAAGCAGAGUCCGCACGGCAACUCGGAGGACAUGGAGGUGCCGCCUUUCUGAGGAAACGAGACCAAGAGGCCUGGACCUGAAACGACGGUUACGUGGCGUGUACGCGUGUACCCGCGUGGUCAUACGGUCAGGAAAAACACUACCCAAUACGAGCCCUGCAACACAUUGAUCUUCCGAUAUAAAAAUUGAGAAAGAUGAGGAGUUCCUGCAAGAUAACGUUUCUUGUUAUAGCAGGGUAAUGUCAACAUCACCUUUGACCAGCACACUCUGUAAGGGUAUAGGAGUGUACAGCUGGAAUCCAGAAUUUUAGAGGCAAGAGGUGGCAGACUGUGUGUGGAUUUGUUAAACUCUCUUCACCCAGCUGCUCGGUGGUCAGGAGAUGGCAGCACUGUAUGGGUUUGUUUAUGGUGCCACAGUGGCAAGAUAGUAACUACCUCGCCGAGUAUACAAGGUCUUGGGUUUGAUCCCUACCAUGGUAUAUUUGGAGUUUGCAUGUUUUUCCCCGUGGUCGCAUGGAUUCUUCUCUGGGUCCUCUGGUUUUUCCCUGUCUGUGUGGACCUAUAUUUUAAUUGUAUCCCCUGUCCAGAAACUUUGGUGUUUCCCACACUCGGAACACUCCUUGAGAAGGAAUUGGUCAACGAAUCGUUCCAACACAGGAUCCUUCUGAAAUACAUUCUUGAGAGGCUGUUCAGGAUAAAUAUGACAACUGAUGUCAUAACAUGUAAAAUCUAGUUUAACAAAUACGAAUCUAUUAAAAAUAUAUAUUUAUGAUAAAGACUGUUUGCUGUAAUAUUGUCUUGAUUCUACAGAAUCUGCGAUUUGUUAAGUGUGUUAAUCAUUGCCUUCAAAACAAAAAAUGUUACUUUCUAUUUGACAAAAGCUCGCCAUGAAGAUAAAUCUUUAUUUUGUUAUUUAUAUUUAAAAUUGUAUAUUGAUGGGUUUAUAGAAUUGUAAUCGUAACGGAGGCUGCUUUGGAUUUGAUCAUACCAAUGUGUCAAAGGCCAGUGUGUAAGUGCACACACUUUACUGGGUCUAAAUUUCUCAUUUUCAAAUUGGGUGUUGCAUGACCUCAAGAUGCCACAAAGCAAGUAUGCUCCCUUAAAGGAUGCAUUGCAUGCACCAGAUUGUCAUACUUGUUUUCUGUAAUAUUCAGAGGGCACAAGAGCAGUUACUUAAAUUUUUUACCAGAAAUGCACAUUUGACAUUUUCACCAAAGAACAAUAAACACCUUUUUGAACUAGUUGAACAUUUUGCUAUCAAUUGUAUGCGCUUUGACUGCACAACGCAAAAUCCGGCAUUUGCAUAAUUGCACUCCGUAACUUUUUCCACUGGUUGGCCAUUGGAAAUAAACAUAAGUAAUGCUGGAAUUUCCAAUUAUAUAAAUUAAUGGAUUACUGUACAGAUGUUUUAAUUUGAAUAAUCAGACAGCAUGUAAAUAGUUGGAAAAACAUUCUCACCCUUUGGUACCAUCUGUGCCGCUGGACGGGAGGUGGCGAGGGGCAGAGCUUGGGUGACGUCACGUUGGGUGUGGCUCGUCAACGGUUUCUCACCUUCGGGAGGCAGAAUGUCAGGGCAGCUGCUGUUUUUUCAGGGGCCAGAGGAGUCAAUCACAGAACAACGGUCACAAUGUUAAGUCGAUUAACCUACUUAAUCAACUUGUCACCCAGUCAUAAAAAGAGGUGAUUUAAAAAUAAAUAAAAUAAACCUCUUAAUGGAUUUUGUUUCAAUUCAGUGUAGUUAUGUUAUAAUCCAGUGAUUAAUUGGGAAAACAAAGAUCUUGGGUUUUAUUACCAUGUAUGAAAUGAUAGCCGUAUUUUAUUUUGUUUAAACUGGAGAACAUUGACAAUAUCUCAAACCCCAUUAUUCAUUGCACCAAAACUUGUAGUAGAGUAACUGGUUUAUGACCCAUGAUAAAUCUCUGAAAGUUUCUGGCUUUUAAAUGUAUGCAAAUGACAUAAAUUUGCAUUUUUAAAUCUUGUGUAUGACACAAUUGACUUAAGUUCCAUUAUCUCAUGAAGCCCAUGAUAUGUUAUGCUCAAACUUGUAGCGGGGUUAUAUUUUGGAUUCUGUUAAAGUUGAAUAGUUUUGUUCAUGUAUUUGACAGAUUUUUUUCACUAUGCACCAUGUAGCAAAAGUGUGUACAAAUACAAACAAAACUAAGUUACAAAACACAAUGAAAAUGAAUCCGUGUAUUUGUUAACCCACCUGUGACAUUGCACAUCUGACUUUUUCAUAAUAUAAAGUUAGUUAGAAUGAUUAUGUAAUUAUGCUUUGUCCUGAAGAUGUCACUUCUGGUGUUUGUCAACAUCUAGAAUUCCCUGAGAGAACUAGAGCAAUUUUAAAGUUAAAUUCCCAACAGUGCACAUUUCAAACAAGUACUAAUAUAACCAAAAUUGAAUGCCACAUCAAGUUUGAGGAUAAUUCUUCAUGGGAUUCGUGAGAUGUAAUUUUCACUUCCAAGUUUUGAAAUGCGUAAUAAAA